GCAAAACCAGUUGGGACUCCAUCGUACGCGUGUGAGAUGAAAGUGGUUCGAACGCACGAGGAGAGUGUACAAACUUAGUACGUUGUCGGCCGCGCUCGAGUAAGGACGCGCUCUGUUACACUCCUCCGUCUUCCCCGUCAGUCGAAUCUCGAACGUUUACUGCACACGUACGUGAGCAAAUUCUCGCUUCACGAAGCGUCGCGAUCGUGGUCAUGAUCUGUUCUCUUCCUGUAAUUUAUUCCACUCUUCGAUGGUUGAUCGCCCAGAAGCUGACGAAACUCGAGCACGCGGAUUGAUAAGGAGGGAGAGAAAGAAAAAUAUCUGAAUCUACGGGAAGAAGCAGGGGCAAAGAGUUGCAACGUCGCUACAACCCUACGUCCGCGCGACACGUGUUCCUAGACUUCGUAGAAACGUAGUGUAUGCACGCAGUGUAUGUAUUGGAGUAACGCGCGUGUGGUGAUCGAGAACAGAAAGAAACUACUUGGUGCUCUUCCUUCGACGAAGGAAACGCGUCUCUGGUUUAUCUCCAAUGAAAAUGACCAGUCACGUUGUGGAGUCAGCUUCCGAGUUGUCGGCUUUGAUGAAAGUCGGUGCAAUGUCCAGUUCGGAAAAGGACGCCGGUUUCUGCAGCGGCGGAGACGAGGACGACAUGUCGGAUCUACGUUCACCGAGCGCCUCCGAGGACAGUCUCGAGGUGCAGGUAACGCCGAUAUCGUUGAAGAAUAAAAGAAAGUUGGCCGAGCCGCGGAAAAUUCACGAGCCGAGCACAGCCCCGUUGAAGAAGCGCAGGUUCCAGAGAAUCGAGGAAGAAACCGUGCCGGACGAGGAGUCGACCGGUCGAACGCUUCUUCGAUCGCCGAGCCCGUUUCGACCGUGGAGUUACACCAGCAGCAAGCAUACCAUCGACGCGAAACAUCCUUUGCCCUUGAUCGCAACUGCGAAAGAGGCUGUGCUCGAUCAAUCGACAACCUGCGUUUUCUCCUUGCUGACCAGCUUGUCGUCGUCCACGGUUCCCCCCACGAUUCCUAAUCGGAUCAACAACCCUCCUCAUCAUCAUCAUCAUCGUCAUCACCACCAUCAUCACCAUCAUCAUCCCUUGCGGAAGAAAUUCGAGUCGCAAAGUCGAGAGAGUUCUCGGAUCGAGAAUCGAGAAGUCUCGCGUGAAAAACUGAACAACGCUGCGUCCACGCCCGAGGCGACGCUCUCGCCGACUGCCGACAAGACACCAUCUCCUGUCGCGCACCCCAGAGGACUACUGCAAGAGGAACCCUUGUCGCUGGUUUUGAGGGGCGACGUGGCUGCCAGAGUUCCCUCGCACCCAGCCGUCAACGGCAAUUACGAGAAAACUGACUCGUAUUCUGUAGAACGUGCGAACGUUUUGAACGCUUCUUCCUUAUCCUCAUCUCUGUUGUCGUCGUUGUCGUCGUCGUCGUCGUUGUCCUUGACAUCUACCUCCUCCUCCUCCUCUCAUCGAUCCUGCUCGAUGGCAGAGACAACGGCCGCGAUGAUAACAGCGGUGGUGAGCACGUCGACGACUACAGUGACGAUGACGGGCGUGCAGAACAGCCUGGCGAGGCAACAUCCGACAACGGCGGGCCAACAGAGAAACUACAAAAACAUGACGCGCGAAAGGAGAAUAGAGGCGAACGCCAGAGAACGAACGCGAGUGCAUACGAUAAGCGCCGCGUUCGACACGCUGAGGCGCGCCAUACCCGCGUACUCGCACAAUCAAAAGCUCUCGAAGCUGUCCGUGCUGAGGAUCGCGUGUAGUUACAUCAUGACCCUCGGCAAGAUCGUUGAUAUCACCGACGAGGGCCAGCCAAUCAACGGCGCUUCGCUAGGGGCUUGCGUAGACCUCGUGUCCAAAACCAUACAAACCGAGGGUAAACUGAGAAAGAGAAAAGAAGACUGA
Molecule: messenger RNA, 1912 nt
Organism: Heterotrigona itama
Lineage: Eukaryota; Metazoa; Arthropoda; Insecta; Hymenoptera; Apidae
Source: the annotation of a GenBank genome assembly